GAUAGGGAGUAGAACGAGAAAUGGGAUUGUGGAGAAAGGAAAUUGCAAGCGAAGCAAAGAAACAGCUAUGGUUGGCAGGACCAAUGAUUGCUGUGAGCUUGUUCAUGUACAGUUUACAACUGACAUCGCUAAUGUUUGCGGGUCAUUUGGGAGAGUUGACCCUGUCUGGUGCUUCCAUGGCUACUUCUUUCCUCAAUGCCACUGGUUUUAUGGUACUGAUGGGAAUGGCGAGUGCCUUGGACACAUUUUGUGGUCAAUCAUAUGGAGCAGAGCAGUAUCACAUGCUUGGCAUACAUAUGCAGAGAGGCAUGUUGGUCAUCUUACUUGUUGCCGUAGCCCAGUCUAUUAUUUUGGCGAACUUAAGACCUAUUCUGGUUGCACUGCAUCAAGAUCACAAUAUUGCAAAAGAAGCUGGAGUAUAUGCUCGUUACAUGAUUCCAAGUCUUUUUGCCUACGGUCUUCUUCAGUGCAAUAUCAAAUUCCUACAAAACCAGAACAUAGUCUUCCCUAUGGUUCUAACUACUGGAAUCUCAAGCUUAAUUCACGUCCUUUUUUGUUGGGUUUUGGUCCUAAAAGCUGAGCUUGGCAUCAAGGGAGCUGCCAUCGCAUUUUGCAUUUCAAAUUGGAUUAGCUUGCUAUUGCUAGCACUUUAUAUCAAGUACUCUUCUUCAUGCAAGAGAACUUGGACGGGCUUUUCAAGAGAAUCCUUUCAUAACAUCCCCCAAUUUUUCAGACUCGCUCUUCCUUCAGCUCUCAUGAUCUGCUUGGAAGCAUGGACGUUUGAAUUGAUGGUGAUCCUGUCUGGUACUUUUCCUAAUCCAAAACUACAAACUUCAGUUUCUUCUAUAUGCCUUAACACAUCUGGUCUGUUAUGGAUGUUGCCCUUUGGAAUUGCGGCUGCUGCAAGUACAAGGAUAUCAAACGAACUAGGGGCCGGCUAUCCAAAAGCUGCAAAAUUAGCACUUGAAGUCACCUUAUCCAUGGCCCUCAUAGUGGGAGUUUUGGAGUUUUCUCUGCUAAUGAUAUUAAGGAAUAUUUGGGGUGGGGCAUUUACCAAUGUACAUGAAGUGGUGAGAUAUGUGGCAUCCAUGCUCCCAGUUGUGGCGAGUGCCGCUUUUAUGGAUUCAAUUCAAACUGUACUCUCAGGUGUUGCAAGAGGAUGUGGUUGGCAGAAACUUGGUGCAUUUGUGAAUCUUGGCUCAUAUUAUCUUGUGGGUGUUCCUCUUGCUGUAGUCUUUGCUAUUGUCCUCCACAUGAAAGUAAAGGGCCUCUGGAUGGGCAUCGCAUUAGCACUUGUUGUGCAAGUGGUAUGUCUUCUUCUUAUUACCAUGCGCACCAACUGGGAGAAAGAAGCUAAGAAUGCUGCAAUAAGGGUACAAGGUCCCAGAGUCCCAGCAAGUAACCUAAAUGCUACUAAUUGACGGAGCCGUAAUUCUGAAAGUCACACUAUUUUAGCAUAUGAAACGAAGAU
Prosopis cineraria is the source of this 1471-nucleotide messenger RNA. RefSeq names its product protein DETOXIFICATION 16-like. The record is from RefSeq and is a predicted model, not a curated record. The coding region runs from base 21 to 1421 and encodes 466 amino acids. The transcript is spliced from 8 exons. Gene Ontology annotation, cellular component: membrane. Gene Ontology annotation, biological process: xenobiotic detoxification by transmembrane export across the plasma membrane. Gene Ontology annotation, molecular function: xenobiotic transmembrane transporter activity; antiporter activity. Lineage: Eukaryota; Viridiplantae; Streptophyta; Magnoliopsida; Fabales; Fabaceae.